GGCCAGGGCCCUUCACAAGAUGGCGGGAGGGCGGGUCGGAAGUGACGGCGUGAGGAAGUUCCGUCCCGUUUGAAAGCGCCCGGCGGAGCUGCUGGUGGCCUUUUCCCGCCGCCCGGGCCGACGUGGCUGCCUUCGCUAUGGAGCCGCAGCCCGCAGGAGCAGAGCCAAUGACUCUUGGCUCCCCGACAUCUCCAAAACCUGGAGCUAGUGCUCAGUUUCUUCCUGGAUUCUUGAUGGGCGAUUUACCUGCGCCAGUGACUCCGCAACCACGUGCUUUAAGCGGCCCUUCAGUUGGUGUAAUGGAAAUGAGGUCUCCACUACUUGCAGGAGGAUCUCCCCCACAACCAGUAGUCCCUACGCAUAAAGAUAAAAGUGGUGCUCCACCAGUUAGGAGCAUAUAUGAUGAAUUAUCUAGUCCAGGACUUGGAUCAACACCUCUAACCUCAAGACGACCAGCCAGCUUUUCUCUAACACAGAGCCCAUUGGUUGGAACUAUGCCAUCAACUCCUGGAACAGCUUCGAGUAUGUUCAGUCCCGCAAGUAUUGGGCAGCCUAGGAAGACUACUCUAUCUCCUGCUCAGCUAGAUCCUUUUUAUACUCAGGGUGAUUCCCUGACUUCAGAAGAUCAACUUGAUGACACAUGGGUAACGGUAUUUGGAUUUCCUCAAGCAUCAGCUUCAUAUAUUCUUCUACAGUUUGCUCAGUAUGGAAACAUAUUAAAGCAUGUGAUGUCCAACACAGGAAACUGGAUGCAUAUUCGAUACCAGUCUAAGCUUCAAGCCCGGAAAGCCUUAAGCAAAGAUGGAAGAAUUUUUGGUGAAUCUAUCAUGAUUGGUGUCAAACCAUGUAUAGAUAAAAGUGUGAUGGAAAACUUUGAAAGGAGCUCUACAUCCUCAAUUUCUUCAGUUUUCACUCCACCUACAAAAGCUGUCAGCACACCAGUACAACCUGCAAACAAUACUACAAGGAUUUCUACAAUGAGACCUCUUGCAACAGCAUAUAAAGCUUCCACUAGUGACUAUCAGGUGGUUUCUGACAGACAAACUCCUAGGAAAGACGAAAGUAUUGUAUCUAAAGCAAUGGAAUAUGUGUUCGGCUGGUAAUACACAAGAAGAAGUAACACACUAAGUUGGUCAGGGUUUGAAAUAUGCUACUGGCAUCUGUGGUUAGUUGUAUAACUACUGGUGGCAGUAUUUUAACUUGCAUCUCACCUGUUAUGCCUUCAGUUAAUUCAGCAGACAUGUAGCUUGCACUUUAAAUGAUGGCAAUGUACACACGGUUUUAAAAACUGAGUAAGUGUAAAUAUAAGUGCUUUUUUUCCCAUUUGUGCUCUGAUUGCAUGAUUGUAGAAAAAAAUAUCAGCACUGACUUUUCUUCUGUAAUUACUUUCUGUGAAUUCCUUCCCAGUAAGUUGGAAAUGUUUAAAAUGGCAGCUUUAUUUACUGAUGCCUUUAAUUUUAUUGUUGGGGUUUUUUUUCUGGAAAGAUGAUGGGCUACUUGCAGGAAGAACACUAUGCACAGCUGGCUCCCAGAGACAGGGACUUUUCUUAGUAUAUGUGAUUUUAAUUUUUUUAUUAGGAUUCAUUGCUGUUUUAUAAUUAUCUCUGGCAUUGUGUUCUAAAUGUCAUAACAACCUUUUAACUCUUUGUUUUAAUAAUAAAGCUAAAUAAAGUUAAGUUUUUCAUAGGUUGUUUUUUAAAAAAGUAUGAGUUCUGUUAGGAAAAACUAUUCGCAGUACUGUUAAUGAAGUGUGAUGCUGCCUGAUGUUUAUUAAAGUGUUAUCAGCAGAGUAGAUGCUGCUGAUCUUUACUGAAGUAGUACUAACCAGCGUUAAAACUAGCUAAUGUUUAAAUGUUGUCUCCAUGGGUAUUCUGUAGCAGUGUGUACUUAACAGGUAACAAACCAGUAUUCUAAGCUAUAAAAUGUUGAGUUGAAAUAGCUGAAUAGAAAAACGCAAUGUGUCAGUGGCCAGAGCUGCUUUCAUUUCAAGACUUGUCUAAGAAAUUUUGUCUAAGGUAUUGGCUGAAUGAUGAUUUUUUUUUUUUUUAAAUUGAACUUGCCCCCACCUUGAAGUUUUCUUUUGGAGGUGAGCCUCUCAAGUAAUCAUGUGUGUCAUGUAAGCUCAUAGUCUUGGAGAUAAAGGUCUCUUUCACCUGGGAAGAGAGCAAUUUUUGGGGGAAAGUACAUGCAACUAUUACCUUUUUUUAUUUUGUGGCUGUGUUAGUGUGGGUCAACAUCAGCAUUUUAGUUUGGGUCAAUAGUGUGUUGGUCAGGUGAAUAUCCAGUCAUUCCAUUUCCAUGCUUUGCUUCACACUGCAGUGUGGUCUCAAAGUUCUUCAGCUGCAUUUCUCUGAUGAAAUUAGAUUGAAAGAUUAGUCCAGGAGCAUGCCUUAUGUCCCUCAGAUGCUAAUGGGCAUCCAGUUUACAGGGUUAAGCUAGAGGUAGUCCUGAGUAAAAUCCCCAAAGCACUUAGUGAGAAGUCAGGUUUCUACCUCAUGGCACUUUGUGCUUCAUUGUAUGCUUUAGAAUUAACCUACAUGCAGGCAGAUUCAGAGAUUUUUGAGAUGCAUUUUACUGUAUUUGCUGGCUGAUGCUUUUGGAAUAUUGGUUGCUACUCAUCCAUUUGCUUUUGAUCAGAGGGAGCUGCUCAAACCUAAUUAAUAUCUGAAUGUGUUUUCUCAGAAUACAUCUGGCUUUUUCUUGGUGAAAAAAAUUUGUCAUGCAGAUGACUUCAGAAAGAAAAUACAUAGUUCAGCUAAAUUUUUGUUUUGCUAGUUGCUUUGCAAAUAAACUUUUGGUGCACUUCAGACUUGUAAUGAUUUGUAUAGGAUUUAGUUUAGUGAAGUGAUGAAGAAUAAGAUUAAACUCGGAUCAAGUAAGUCUGAGGCUAAAUACAUAAGUUGGAGCCAAAGUCAGUAGUUUGGCUGACCUGUUUUACCAAUAAGUACCAGAAUUAAAACUCUGCUAAGUUGUGGGUUUUUUCCCAGUUGUUUACCUUAGUCUCUUGUUUCUCAUAGCUUUAGGAAUGAUUUUACUAAUAGGUCAUUGCAGCUUCCUUAGAGUAAAAGCACUUGGGAGCAGCAGAUGUUGUUUACUUUGGUAGUAAAUAGGAGAAGAAAACUUAGAACAUGUAAAUCUGUGUACUUCUGGACAGUGUAAUUAAGAAAUUAUUUUUAUAUGGCUUCUGCUGGUAAGACUUACUGUGUUGUCUUAGUGUUGAGUGCUAGUUAAACUCUGGUAUCAAUGGUUUGGGCUUAGGAAAUACAAGAACAUUACAGUCCCACAGUGCACAAACCACUGCACAGCUUUGUUGCAAUGUGUUCAUGAUAAUAUCAUUCUUAAUUAUAUAAGUGUACAGGGGCCAUGUGUGAAAGGGUAGAGGAUAUUGAGCAGUACAUGCAUGAAGAAUCUCUGAAACACUUGGAAGGUCUUCAAGUAAACCUUUUCAAGGCUAGCUACUGUUGUUAGGUAGCAUUGCAUUUAAAAAUCCAAUUCUUUCUAUUCGUUAACUAUGUACCUGCUGCUUUGCAAUAAGGAAGGAUUCUUUUCUAGCUGUGGUUAGAUGUGAUUUACAUUAAAACCAAAGUUAUGGACGUCAGCUAGUGGUGUGUAACAUACUAAUGAAACUCAGUUCUGGUUUCAGUUGUAUGGAGUUUCUUGUAAGACUGCAGACUACAUUUUUCAUAGGAUUAUGGCUUUAGUUUAAAAUAAAACUCAUCAAUACUUAUUUUCUGUUGUCUGCCUCCAUCACAAGCAUGUUACUCAGGGAUCCAAUUCACUUCUCUUAGUAUAUAGAGCUGCACAGUUUUAAAUUCUAGAAGGACGUGUUGUAUUGUUUCAAUGGUAAUUUCACUACAAUUUUAACUUCUUUUUUGGUAAAGACUUUUAUAACUUGGAGACAGUUUAUUUUUGUCCUCUGUUUUCACUCCAGCCCCUCCUCAAUUUAGCUUUCUAGUAACUUUCAAAGUGAGUGAUAUUUAUUUGGGUAAUCCACGUAUAUUUAUGUACCAGAAAAUGAAGAUCAAAUGUUAGAGUAUGUCAUGUCUGCCUCUUAUUUCAUGUUUUUGGCAUCUACCUCCACCCUGUGGCUGUUCUUCAGAACUUUAAUGAGAGGUUUAACUAAUACUGAAUGGAAUAUGGUAUCUUAAUUAUGCUUUCAUUAGUGCAUAAACAAUACUGUAAGAAAGUAGCAGUGCUCAGAUGUCUCUUAGAUGAACUGUUUUUGUAAUAAAGGAAGAAAGGACAAAGAUGACUUUACUAAAUAUCUUAAUUGGGAGUAAUUCAGAUUUCUAAAUAUUGCUUCAAUGAAAUGGUUCUUAAACUUUAUUUAAAAUCUUACCAGUAUUCACUCAUCUCCAUUUUGAGAUGGAUAAAUUGACCAAAUGAUAUUUUAGCAGAAUAUACCACAAUAUCCAUUUUGUAUGAACACAAUUGCCUUUUUUCUGAUAGGCUGAGUACAUGUCUAAAAAUACAAGGCUUGCAUCAGUUUUCUUUAAUUUGACUGUAGAUGACUAGAUCAUGGAUGAGUCUGCAAAAAUGUACUGCUUAAAUAUGUUUAGAAGUUGUAAGCUGUUCUGUUGUUGAGUGAAAACAAAACAAACUGGCUUACAAACAACUUGGAAUCAGGAGUUGGUUUACUGAAUUUCAGACUGCAGGUGAGAAGGCUCUGGAAUAAAUAUUCUAGAUCUCUAGUAAAAACAUCAGUCCUCAGGCAACUUCAUGGCUUUGUGGUAAUGCCUUUUUUUAACUGUUUGGACAAGAGUAAAAGGUGUUCUUUUGAUGUGGUGUGUCUCUCUAAGUAUCAAAGUGCAAACAGUACUGACUGUCAAACUUCUGUUAGUCUUAAUAAAUUAGAGUUCAGCUGGUGAAGUUACCUUUAAAAAUGAAUGCAUAAUUAAUAACUUUGUAAAAUGUGUUUGGCCUUCUGUUAAGGAAUCCUUUGACUCAAGUAUGUUUUUGUGUAAUGCAUAUUAACUGUGCUUCUAUCAACAAAGUAAUAUUUUCCACUUUUCUGCAAGUAAAACUCAUGUUGAGAUCAAGAGCAUGUCUGAGAAGCUGUAAAUUCUUAUGUUCGGUAUAAUGUCAUCAAAUACCUUGAUUCUUCUUCAGGUUCUUCAGUUUUGUAAGUGAGCUUUCAGCUUAAAUAAAGAGUUUAUUGCUUAUGUAAGCAGAUGCAGUUAAAGUGACCCCAAAAUUCUGGUCUGUGUAGAUGAAGUGCCGGUUUUUGUUCAUUACAGUCCUCUUGUGUGUGAAGUUGGAGACUUUUCUGAUUAGAAACAGCAUGAAAGUAAGGAAUUGCUCUGAACAGUCAUUGUUUUAUUUUGCUCAGUUGUUUAUCACAUCAGAUUUUGGUAUAGUUCACUGCAGAAAUCGGUUUACGAACAUCCUUUUCAUUGUAGGGUUUAACUGAAUUUUCAAUAUGAAAAAUACAGAACUUUUUCAGUGAUUUUUUUUUUUUUUCCCUUUCUAUUGUGUAUGUCAGCCACCUAAUUAGCAUCUUGUUUAGCUGCCUUUGGAGCCCUGUGUGUUCUGCGAGAAUUCUGCAACAAGGGACAGAUUAAAUUCCAAAAAAAUGCUGUUUUCUUUUUCAAGGAUCUUUCCAAACCCCUGGUGUUAAGAAGGUAACUUUGAAUACAUGAAGCAAGGAUAAUGUGACAAAUGGUUGUCUGUGGAGAUCUUGGAAAUGGUAGUUCUGUAGUGUGGAUUAUCCAGUUAUUAUUAAUAGACUAUUUGUUUUGAAACCUGAAGAUAGUCCAAAACUGGUUAUCGGGUAAAGUGCUGUAGCUGAAUAUUUUAGUUCGAACCCAGACUGGGGAGGUUUUUUUUUUUGAGUUCUAGUGUGUUAACUGGUCGUUGUUCUUUUGCCAAAACUCCCAUUUCCUCCUGGCAGCUAAACAUAUAGCUGGCUUGAAAGAAUCAUGGUUGCGACAGCGGCUGUCAUGACAUAAAGCACUGUGAAAUGAAUGUAUUAAGCUGUUUAGAUCUUUAAUAUAUUAAUAACAUACAUUCUUAAUUCAACUAGUGUCAGUUUCCAGUCUCCUGCUCGAAAAUGCUCAGCAAUCCAGACUGCAACAGAUCUUGCUUCCAUAAAGUCAUAAAACUGUAAUGAAAUGUCCGCUUUUAAAAUAAAAAAAAAAAGUCUUUGCUGCAAAAUAACCAACUUUUCUUGCACAACAUGCUUUCUCAGCUGGCAAGGACUUUGACUUAGUGGGUUUUCUCACUGAGUGCUUUUAACUUCUUUUUAAAGCUUGCAAAUUUGAUUUGUUUAUUGUGUAGGAUUGCACUGCUGGAUAAGAUCAUGCUGCUGACUUCAGUCAAAUUGAGUGAAGGCCUGCAAUAUUUUCCAAGCAUGCAAUAUGAUAGCAUGUAGUAUCACAUUUCAAUAGAUGAAAUACAGUUAAAAUUGUCCAUCAUAGGAUACUAUAACGGGCUAUUGAUUUUUAGAUGCCACAGUUUCUCUUUCUUUGUAAUUGAAUUGUGCUCGUGAACAUAUGAAAAUGUUCAUUUGCAGAUUGAAGGUCAUAAAGUAAAAAUUGCACAAAUGUCAACCAUAUAUACAGGCUGGACAACAGUCUAAUAUUAAUUACAUUAGUUUUUCCAGAUGACUGCAUUAACAAUGGAGCUUGCAUAUAUAUUGAAUAGUGCAGGUUUUGUUCUUGCUAAUGGUAAAUUGGAAAAAAAAGACAUUAAUUGUUAUUCCUGUGCACUUAUUUAGAUGUGCCAGCUUUCUAGUUUCUAGCAAAUGCAAUGUCUCAUUAGAAUGAGAAGUAUCAAACAGCUUUCACUCCAGGUAGAUUGUAGGAAUGGGAUAGGAUUAAUGUACAUGUUGACUUAAAGGCUUAAAACAUCUUUCUAAAAAUUAAUGUUGUUCACAGACAGUUGCAUAAUUAAGGAUUUAGAAUGUAUGUUUAAUUAGUUUGUUACGGAGACAACUAGCCUAAUAGAUAUACAAUGAUUAACUCCAAUAUUAGUGUUUUAAUGGAGUAGGUAAUGGUAAUGAUAAUGACUGUCUUUUCAGCUUUGACCACUUAGUCCUUGCUGAGCGUCUUACUAGUUGAGUCUUGAAAUGUUUUGGUUUUUUUUUCCAGCUCUGUAUAGAGUUGGCACUGGAAAAGGUCCUGAAAGAUAGAAUCAUAGAAUAUCUCAAGUUGGAAGGGACCCAUAAGGAUCGUAGAGUCCAACUCCCGGCACUACAGCUAUGGCAGUAGUACAUGUUAUAACUUAUUACUAGUUGCGGUACAGUGGUGGCAGCUGGCAUUCCAUGCCCCAGGAGAUGAAAACAAGUUUAUUUGGAUGAAUUAAAGCUGUAGCAGCAUAUCAACAUGUGAUGCAGGAGCAGCUGCGUAGCUUCUUGAUUUCUAGAAGACUUGUGGCAUCUGACUCUAGAUGGUUAUACAAUGAACCUUGAGAAAUGUUAUGUGUGUAUACCAGCUACUCAGGGUAUCAUUGAUGGAAUACAUAAUGAGGCAAAGACCAGGUAAAGUAUAAUUAUAUAUUCGAAAACAAAACAAAAUUGGUAAGGCAGGAAGAAUAGUCUGAAAAAGUGAUUGGGAAACUUUUCUACUGUAAAAAUAUUUAUCACCAAACUACUCUAAAAUAUAACAGGUAUUUGAAGCUUAUGUACUGAUAUCUUCUGCCAUUUCAGAUGCGUUUGAAAAGUUUAAAACUCUGACUUAAAUUUGACACACAACUAUAACAAUGGGUGCAGUUAUGUCUGAACCUUAACACCUUGCAUGAAAAAACCAAGGUUACAUAAAUUUGUCAUUUGCUUUCAGACCUAUCACAGCAUGAAGAGUAAGAAAUAGUUUAGUAGCAUUUUCUCAGUAUUAUUCUUCUGCCCUUUUUUUGUGCAAUAAAAGUAGCAUGAUAAAAAUUGCCACCUCUGUUUCUGAAAAAACUGCCACCUCUGCACUGUGUUAAGUGGGAAGCGCUUAAAAUAUGGUCGACAUAGCAAUGCUGUAAGUGCUUAUAGUGAAAGUAAUGCACAGUGUUUUCUCUACCUCAAAUGUUCUUCAGUGGCAUUCUGUGCCAGGUCUUUAUUUGCUGGAUGAAGGAUUUUUUUAACAACUAGAAGUGGUUUUUCUGGUUAUCAUUCUCUGACCAUUUGGAAUUAGUGACAUUUGAGUCCCUGUAGGAUGGACUGGGAACAACUAUGCACGUAGUUUGUAUGAACUAUUUGAGCUGGAAAAAAAUUCUGUGUAGGGAUGUGAUUCUACAAUUUGUGUUAGGUUCUGCUAGAUUUUUCUGUCUCCUCUCUCAAAAAUUCUGCAUUGUGAACUGGCAGGGGUCGGUUCCACUGAAAGAUGUGCCAGCUUUGUUAUAGAACCGAAAGAAAAGAGAUUAUGCUAGCUGUUGUUCAGAUGUAAAAACACUAUUUCUCUCCUAAAAAGAUAUACCGAAGCUCUACAAGCUUCCUUGCAGCAGUAUUGCUGCACCAGUAUUUUAGCCUACUGAAAUUUGAGCUACCAGUGUCAAAUAUUGUUACUGAGCAUGAAUGAUGCUCCCUAUAAGAUUAGGGGUUUUUCCUCUAAUUAGAUAUAUAUAUAUAUAUAUAUAUAUAUAUAUAUAUAAAUCAUAUAUUGCGGUAAACUUGUGCAAUAAUUUAUGGAUGUAAUUUAAAAGAUUUUUUUUUUUACAAUGCAUGCAAGGCAGAAAAAACCUGAAGAUGUGGUGUGAUGGCAGGAAGGAGUUCUUGAAGAUCUGUUAUUAAAAACCUGAGGAAUACUACCGCAGAAGUUAGUCAAUAGGAGUAGAAAACUGUUACUCUUCAAAAAAUAAACAAAACCAAAUCCCAAAACUUACUUAUUGCAAGUAGUGUUUUUUUGGGUAGGACUGAUCAUUGACCAGAUCAUUUACUGUUAACUGCGUUUGAAAUUCCAGUUACAGAGUAUAUUGUAAUUGUUCUCUGAAGCCACUAAGAGCCAAAAAAUCGUUUUACUUCAACUGCAAAUCUAAUUGUUCUUUUCUGAAGUCUUACAAUAUUAUAUUUCAUAUUACAUGUUUUUAAUCAUAAGAAUGUCUUCUCAAACUUUUGUCUCCUAAAGUCAGUGGGAAUCUUAAAAUUGAAAUCUCUAUGUAAUGUUAUGUUAUGUAAUGUUAUGUUAUAUAAUGGCAGGACUUAAAUAGUUGGUGAAUUUGACUGUGUUAAAUGAAUUGUGGAUAUAUUUUAUUAACUUAAUAACCUCAUACAAACAAAUGUACUAAUGACAUCAAAGAAAAUUCAGUAAAAGCAGAGCAAACUUUUAUGUAGCUCACAGGCUAAUGGAAGAAGGCCUCAAGUUUUCACUGCCUCUUAAGUUGUCUUAACAUUCACAUGAAAUACUUUUUGGUUUUGGGGUGGAAGUUUUGUUUGGGUUUUGUGUUUGUUGUUUUUGUUUGUUUGUUGCAACAGCAGCCCAGCACUGUUAGAGCUAAUGGUGUAGACGUUCUUUGUAUUCAGUAAUACAAAGAGAAUAUAAAACUAGCUAUUUUAAAAGGAAAAGAAAUUAAUAUGGCUUACUGCAGCAAAUUCAAGCAGCAACCUGAUCUGGCAUAUUAGGUCAGAGUGCUUGCCUAGACAGGAUCUAGAGCUUCAUGUAUGUUGGGAUUAAAUAUGAUCAUCUUUUCCUAUAGCUACUUGCAAAAUAGAAGAGGAUCUGUUAGUAACCUGCAUGCUGUUGUUGUGAGUGGUUGAUCAUGAUUCCCUCUUGAUCACUAUUUUCAAUCCUACCCAUUAUUUCUAUCCCAACAGUUUUCUUCCCAGUUUAUUGCAUGCUCAAGUUCAAAAGAAAUAGUUUUGCUUUCUGUGGAAUACAAAUAAAUGUUCUACAGUGGAAAAUGUAGCCCACCAUUGCACUGCCUUUACCCUGUCCUUAAGGGUACUUCGAUGGUCAUACGAAGCCUUUUUUCCUUUUGUGUUAUGUCAGUGUUGAGAGAUUCACUGAUCAUAUCUGUUCUUGUUGUAUCUCAGGUUGACCUUGGCACAGCAGGAAAAGUCUUCCGCAAUAUGAAGAGACACCAGUACUUGGCAAUUCGUAUGAUAAACCAGUGAAUUCUUUUUAUACAUUUUAACUGCCAAGAUUCUAGGCAGUAAGUUGUGUGAUAUAUUCCAUGCAGGGAGAAAAAGUAUGGGAAUAGCAAAUCAUAUAAAAGAUGAUGGCUAUAGAAGCUUUAGGAUACCAUAAAAGUGUGUGUUUCCAGAGUUUCACUAUUAAGUGGAAAGGAUCUGGCUCUUGCAGGAGAAUCUCUGUCUAGAACCCAGGGAUCUCAUCUCUUACUUGCUGAAGAUUGUCUGCAGCAGAAAUCCUGAGAAUCUUCUGAUAAAUGUCUCGAAUCCUGCAUGGAUGUCUGAGACCUGGAACACAGAAAUAUUUGUUUUGGCGCCUGUGCUAUCGUAUUGGUUUUAGACUACCAUUCUUGUCAUAGUGCCUUUUGUAAGCACUAUAUAGACACUUUGAAAGAAGUAGGUACUGCCCUGCAGAACUUAGAACCUGGAAAUGUGAGAUUGAUGGAAAUUUGGGGUCUUCAUUUUAUAGAUAGGAAACUGAUGAACUGAAAGAUUAAAUGACUGAUUUCAGGGUUACAUGGUAGAUCCAGAGCAGCAGAACACAUGCAGACUAGAGUCUGGUUUGAGCACUGUAAUAGAAUUCUUUGCUUCUUCCUAAUGUCACUAUGGAACUAGCAGAUUUUUUUUAAGAGAACUCAGUGUUGGGUAGCUUCUGCUAGAGAAGUGAUUAAGGCUGUAUUAGUGCACCUUUUCUUUUGCUGCAUAGACAUACAGAGAUGGAAAUGCCUGCUCCCCUCUUCCCCCCUGCUUUUGUGCUUGCUCCGUAUUUGCAAACAGGAAGCCACGUUUGUUGAGAGGGGUAGAAAUAGUGCCCUCGCGUGUUACUUCACUUUGUCAUCUUAAAAUGCAAUAGCACCUCUUAUCAGCUAAAAAUCAAGAAUGGUACACAAGUGUUGUCACUGCAAUGUAGCUGUUUUUGUGGAAUAAUAGCGAAGAAGAGAAUAGAAAUAGCAAAGGGGGGUCAGUGUGUCAUGGACCAGUAGCAAAUAUUACGUACAUGACGGUUAAGUCCUGCUCUCAUGCAGAAACAAUAGAAAUCUCUCAAAAGAGAACAAAGAAAUCUUGUGUUACACAAAGGAGAGAGGGGAAGAAAUACUCCUGUAUCUGAAGUAUUAACUGCAUAGUACAGCUUCUCUAAGAGGGGAAAGAAAGCUUAGUUUUUUCCCUCCCACCAGAGGCCCGGUCAGAUGGAGAUUUAAAUGCCCAAGCUACCUGACAAAACUGGUAUAUAUCCCAAUAUUUGCAUAAAAGAUUUAUUAAUUUUUUGAAAAUGUAAGUUUGGUAGGAAUGUUUUGGUGGACUGAGAUUUCAGUGACAAAUAGAAGUGAUACAUCAGUUUUUCCAUUCUUGCCCCCGCCCCCCCCCCCCUCAGUUUUUAGUAAUCUUUAUGAAUUACUAUAUGUAUUUUCUUCCCAAGGAUAAGGAGUAUAAGCUUAAAAUUAGCAUCUUGUCAGUAGGAAAGAAUGUAUCUUCUGUAUAGCCUGUACAAAAAGCAAAGUGUGUUUGUGUAUCAUAGGCUUUGCAGGCCUUGACCUCUGGAGAGGCCAUGUGGGUUUGAAAGUUGGCAGAGAUGAUUUCAAAAAGUAAUGAGCUCAUGACCUGGUGUUCUGAAGUAGUGCAAGAGACUGUCUCGGGUACUGAUCCAAACUGGGAUCUCAAAAGUGGCUACUGCAGCUAAGAUUUUUGCUAGAUUUCAUGUGGUCUCCCUACUGGCAGCUUGAUUUUGAACAAAGAUCUUGGCAAAAGGUUCCCAGGAUGAGAAAGAACUUUGUGAGAUGUAAAAAGGACACUAGGGCUUGAGGCAUCAGUUCUGUUUGGGAUAGUCUUACUGAGUGCCUACACUUGCACAUUUUGCCCUUGGCGUUUUCUGGUCAGACACAUUAAUCUUGCUUCUACCAACUAGAAAUAUGAGGGAGAAAAGGAUGUCACUUUGUGUGUGAUAGUGACUUCAAAAAUGUCUAAUUCAGUGUACUCUAAAAAUACUGUAUUGACUUCAAGAUUUAGGCCCUGUUAAUAGCGGUGAUAUUAGAUUGAUUUGGGACUGCAGGUCCUAUAUCAUUUAGAAGAGAGAAAGAAUUGAAACAAACUGAAACUAACUUUCUGUUUAAAAAAUAAAAAAGAAAAAGAAUUGGAAGUAGAUUGGCAUGGGAGUGAUGAUUAGGAUAUCUGCUGUUGUGUUGAAACAAACUAACUUUCUACAAAAUUGAGCUAAGUAAUCUAAACUGUGUGUGCAUCUACCCCUUUAUAGUGUGCCAAGGUUAGUGAUGUCAUUUAGAUUUAUAUUUUCUUUCAUCAGAUGUUGGCAGUGUAAGCUUUUGUUUUGCUUCUGCAUUACCGUGAGGGCACAUGGAACCUAGUUCUUCAAUGGACUGAGUACUUUCACAGGAUGACUCCUUGGGUAAGGGUGUUACAGUAAACAAAACAAAAAAAAAACCUCCUAAGGUAGAGCAACAGGUAGGUUAUCUGAUGUUGGUUUACAAAUUCUGUGUCAAGCUGACUUAAAAGAAAGGAACAAUCAGUUUGUUUUCGUGGUCUUAUUUUAUGAUGAUAGUCAUAAAAACUCUGUUUUUGUAUUAGCAAAAUCAAGGAAACUUUCACAGUAUUAUUAAUGUUUGAAAUACGAAAUGUAUUAUGUUGUUUUAAAAUGGGAAAUCUGCUUUUGGCCCAAAU
Aquila chrysaetos chrysaetos is the source of this 12715-nucleotide messenger RNA. It is a transcript of the gene NUP35, whose product is annotated as nucleoporin 35. Gene Ontology annotation, molecular function: single-stranded DNA binding; structural constituent of nuclear pore; phospholipid binding. Gene Ontology annotation, biological process: NLS-bearing protein import into nucleus; regulation of DNA-templated transcription; nuclear pore organization. NCBI's taxonomy places the organism in Eukaryota, Metazoa, Chordata, Aves, Accipitriformes, Accipitridae. The transcript is spliced from 9 exons. Gene Ontology annotation, cellular component: nuclear membrane; nuclear pore nuclear basket; nuclear pore central transport channel. The coding region runs from base 138 to 1103 and encodes 321 amino acids. The record is from RefSeq and is a predicted model, not a curated record.